Messenger RNA from Saccharomyces kudriavzevii IFO 1802, 1503 nucleotides. It is a transcript of the gene RSC58, whose product is annotated as Rsc58p. Gene Ontology annotation, biological process: regulation of transcription by RNA polymerase II. The coding region runs from base 1 to 1503 and encodes 500 amino acids. The transcript has a single exon. The record is from RefSeq and is a predicted model, not a curated record. Gene Ontology annotation, cellular component: RSC-type complex; nucleus. Lineage: Eukaryota; Fungi; Ascomycota; Saccharomycetes; Saccharomycetales; Saccharomycetaceae. Gene Ontology annotation, molecular function: protein binding.
AUGACAGAAGGCGUGAAUGAUAACAAAUUAGGUGACCUUUUGGCAAAUGUCCAAUCCAUUUUGAAUGUUGCUUCCGUGAAGUGUCACGUAGUGGACGAGAGUUUUCCAGCCAAGUUCUUUGAGAAAAAUCCGGACAAGAUAUACGAAUCGUAUUGUAAGUUUCUCAAAAAUAGAAGUAACUCGGAAGGUUCUAUACGUAAUGAAGAUAAACUAGCUUUGACAACCAUCAACAAAAGAUUUGAAGAUGGAGAGUACGAACCCGUACAAGGUGGAUUUUAUAAGCUGUAUCACGAUAUCAAGCUAGUUUGUACAAUUCUCAUCCAUUUUUACCCCCAGGGUACAAGGAACUACCAGUUAGUUGAUAAAUUUUACAAAUUUUCCUCGGAGCUUCUAUUACGAGAAUGCUGCAGAGUAGGGAUUGCGCUAACACAAACAAUCAAUGCGAAGUCAAGAAGUGGGAAGGCUGCCAGUGGGAACGAAGCGGAUGAAUACGACGAUGAUGAUGCGACAGAGCUAGACAAAAUAAUAUCUUAUGAUUUCAUCAAGAUUUCUAUGAACUAUUCAAUACCGAUUUCUCAUACAUACCAAAUAAGGACCAAGGAUAUGGAUCUUUUCUCUUCGAUUAUCUCUAAAUCUAAUCUUGAUAAAAGACCUCAUGAACUGCCUAAUACAAAUUUUAAGAUAAACAGCGUUUUACCUCAAACUGAUAUAGAAAAUGAAGCCCCAAGGUUAGGAUUUGUGGGCGCCAAUACCAGUAAUAUACCAGAUCCAACUUUACCACCAACUGAGAUGAUGACUAGAUUUUUGCAUCCAAAUUGGUAUGCUUUACCUACCACCGUCUGGUUAAAAUAUGGGAACUAUAAUUCCUGGGCACCUUCCUUCAAUGAGAAUGGUACCGUUGUGGAUUCGACAACAAGAGGCCUUAUUUGGCUUGAAAGAAUCGGCUACAUGGAUCUGUUUGAAAGAAACGAGAAGAAAGCAAUAGAGGAGGAGCGGCUGGACGCAGGCGAAGAAGACAAAAAUGGCGAACAAGAGGAUGACUAUGAGGCUGUUAAUGGCGGGAGUAAUGGUGACAAAAACGGUAAUGGUAAUGACAGCGAUGCAAGUAUUGCUUCUAAGAAUGCUGAGGAUGCCGAAGAUGACGAACAAUCUCUAAUCAAGCUCCAAAACUUGUAUAAUUGGGCACCAUCUAACUAUAUUGGUGACGAUGAGAUUGAAAGUUUUCAGAAUGGUACGCCGGAUAAGUUGGUUUCAGAGUCCCUUUUAAGGCUAAAAAAACUAAGAAAGGAAAGAAUCCUAAAUAGUGUUUCCAGGCCCACUGAAGAGGAGAGGGAAAUCUAUUUCAAGGUGAAAAGAGUACUGAAGGAAGUUAUCUUGGCAAAGAAAGUUUCCAAGCUACCUAUUAACAAUGUUAGGGCAUUCCCAGUAUUACAAACAAACUAUAAUGGUAGUAUACCCGUAGUGAGGGCUCAACCAGGUCGUAAAAGGAAACACAAGAAAUGA